This is a messenger RNA of Episyrphus balteatus (marmalade hoverfly), 3745 nucleotides long. RefSeq names its product collagen alpha-1(XVIII) chain (gene Mp). The coding region runs from base 240 to 3662 and encodes 1140 amino acids. The transcript has 24 exons. The record is from RefSeq and is a predicted model, not a curated record. Lineage: Eukaryota; Metazoa; Arthropoda; Insecta; Diptera; Syrphidae.
AAUGACCAAGUGAAAGUGAAGUGAGAUUUUAACCAAAGAUUUCCUCCUCCAAACCAAGAGUUGGGUUGAGGUGAUGUGAUCAGGAGAGGAAAGGUCGUAUACAUGCCAACCUUCUAGCGUGCUAACUUUACUUUAUCUUAAAAAAAAAAAAAAUUGCAAAAAAAAGUGCUGUAGGAUUAAAAACGACAAAUUGGAUACAGAUAGUAAAUACACAAACAUAUAGCAGCUACUAAACCAAAAUGGAUACAACUUUAAAUGCGCACAGAAUGAGGCUUUUCAUAUGCCUCCUAAUAUGCUCUGGUUUGAGUCUUGUGCAUGCUCAGGUUCUGCGAGGACAAAACAUAAAUGAUGCUAACAUGGAUUUCAAUCUUUUGGGUGCAGUUAAAGAAUUGAUCGGUGUUGACUUUGUCGAUGGUAGCGACAACUUCCCCGCCUAUGAAUUUUUCGCAACGUCUGAUAUCAAAGACUCAUAUCGCCUGCAUCUCCCCGAACGAUUGUAUGAGUUUGCAAUUACAACAAUCUUUCGUCCAGUAACACGUAAUGGUGGAUAUUUAUUCAGCAUUGUAAAUCCUGAAGAAACAAUUGUCCAAUUGGGUAUUCAUUUGAGUCCAGCAACAACUGGCAAAUGGAACAUAACACUGCUCUAUACCAAUUCGGAUAGUACAUGGGCCAGCAAAAAGUUGGCCACAUUCGAAAUACCAUAUUCGAAUACAUGGCAGACUGUGGCUUUUAAAAUACUCUCGGACCAGGUUACCUUCUAUCACAACUGCAUUGAGACGCAAUCGGUGAUGGUUAAACGAGAACCCAUUGAAUUGAUAUUUGAUUCGGCUUCGACCCUUUAUAUUGGGCAAGCUGGUCCCUUGUUGAAGGGCCAUUUUGAGUUCAUUUUACAAAGUUUAAAUAUUUACGGAAAUCCUGAAGUUAUUCCAUUGAUGUGCAAUACAACAUUAUUGAUAAAGCGUCCAGAAGAUUCCAUCGAGGCCAGUGGUGGAGAGGAUAUUAUAUCCUCAACGGAUGAAAUAAUAUCGCUUGAAGAUGACGACAAAGAGUUUGUUGGCGAUGAUGGAGAUUUUUUAAUGGCGACAGAAUUCGAUGGUAGUGGAUUACCGCCACCACUUAUACCUCCGGCUCCUGCUUUCCGCGGACCAAAGGGUGAAAAGGGUGAACGUGGCAUCAAAGGACCACCAGGUGAUAGCAUACGUGGUCCACCUGGACCACCAGGUCCACCUGGUCCAAAAGGUGAUGCUGGCCCCUACGCACCCUAUGUGGAUUUUCCAACGUCAACGGAUGGUAUAUUCAACGGAAAGUGUACAUGCAAUGCGUCUGAUAUCCUAGAAGCACUAAAAGAUAGCGAAACUCUACGCGAAUCAAUACGAGGACCUCCCGGUUUACCGGGUAAAGAAGGAAAGACAGGUGCUCCUGGGCUCACGGGUGCUACUGGUGUACCAGGUGAACGCGGUGCCCCCGGUCCGAAGGGCGACCGCGGCGAUAGGGGCGAUCCUGGUGCUCGUGGUCCCGAGGGUCUUCAGGGCAUGAAGGGUGAGCCCGGUCUGGAUGGGAUGCCUGGCGUCGCAGGUCCUCCUGGUCCAGCUGGGCCACCCGGUCUUCCGGACAAUUACGAUGAAUCACUGAUGGUAAAUUCUAUGCCUGGACUGAGGACGAGUACACCGGGCCCAAAGGGUGAUGCUGGCGAAAAAGGUGACAUCGGACGGCAGGGCGAACGAGGGCAGCCAGGAUCAAAAGGGGAGCGUGGUAGUCCAGGAACAUCCGGCAUAAAAGGUGACAGGGGUCAUCCGGGGCCACACGGACCAGCUGGAAUAAAAGGUGAACCAGGGCAACCUGGUUUGCCAGGACUUUCCGGUCCACCAGGUGCCACUGGACUGAAAGGAGAUAGAGGAAUGCCGGGUGAUGUUGGACCUAUGGGUCCAUCAGGCCCGCCAGGCACUGUUAUCUACACAGACACUCAGAUGAAUAUGACACAAUGUACCUGUCCGGCAGGACCUCCGGGAUCGAUGGGACCGAGAGGUGUGUCGGGAUCACAGGGUGCGACGGGAGAACCGGGACCGGCUGGACCGGCCGGUCUCACAGGUCUCCCUGGUAUCAAAGGCGAAAAAGGUGAGCGGGGUCUGAAGGGAAGUGCUGGGACUAAGGGUGAUCGGGGACCGGAAGGACCUCCCGGACAGGCUUUCUUUGGAGGUGAAGGAAUGAUGUUGAAUGGAACGAAAGGCGAGAAGGGUGAAAAAGGCAUGCGUGGUAGACAUGGGAAACAGGGACCUAGUGGUCCAAUCGGGCCACCGGGUGUACCUGGCCUUCCUGGAGAAAUGGGACAUCCUGGACGCACUGGUAUCAAAGGUGAAUUUGGUCCAAAAGGACAAAAAGGUGAAUCUGGCGGCAAAGAAGGGAUGAAGGGAGAUAAGGGUGACCGAGGAGCUGAUGGAAGAUCAGGAUCACCAGGUCCGCCAGGAUUGCCAUCGGCAACACCGCCAAUUCCAGGACCACCAGGCCCACCCGGCCCGCCUGGACCACCUGGAAUGCCUGGUAUUUCGAUAGUUGGGCCAAAAGGUGAUCCAGGUAUGGAGUAUCGAAGCUUUGGACGCGUAGAUGGACGAUCACCAUUAGAUGAGAUCAAAGCAAUUCGAGAACUACAAAACCUAAAGGAAUAUCCUGAAAGUACUUCCGGACCAUCAUCAUCAGGAAGACAAGAUGAACUGCCCUCAUCAGCGUCAUCAACAUCAUCGAAUAUGAGAUUUGUGCCAGGUGCUUUAACAUUCGCUAACAUUGAAGAAAUGACCAAGAAAUCAGCAAUGAGUCCUGCCGGAACGAUAGCCUAUAUCACAGAGGAAGAAGCGCUCCUAGUGCGGGUCAACAAAGGAUGGCAGUAUAUUGCGCUGGGAAGUUUACUGCCAAUUGCUGUACCAGCACCACCAACAACAUUAUCGCCGCCAGCUAGGCCGGAUUUGCAAUCAUCAAAUCUAUUAAAUAAUUUACCACAACCACUGGAAAGUGGUCCACAUUUCACAAUAUCACCGGAAUAUGAAACGUGGUAUCCCCGAAUGCUUCGUAUCGCAGCACUAAAUGAGCCACAUUCUGGCAACAUCGAAGGCAUACAUCGUGCCGAUUUCCAGUGUCAUCGACAAGCGAGAAAAGCUGGCCUUGUCGAAGAGGCAUUUAGAGCUUUCCUCUCAGCGAGAACACAACAUAUUCAUUCAAUCGUACGAGAGAGUGACCGCAAUCUGCCGGUUGUGAAUACACGAGGAGAUGUCCUCUUUAGUUCCUGGAAUAGCAUAUUCAACGGACAGGGUGGAUUCUUUUCGCAAGCUCCACGAAUUUACAGUUUCAGUGGGAAGGAUGUACUAACUCAUCCGCAGUGGUCACAAAAAGUCGUUUGGCAUGGAUCGCAUCGAAAUGGCGAACUGGCUCAGGAAAUGUAUUGUGAUGCAUGGAUGUCAUCAUCCAUGGACAAGGUUGGUUUGGCCAGCAGUCUGCUGGGGAAUAAAUUAAUGGACGAGGAACGUUAUUCCUGCGAUAAUCAAUUUAUUAUCCUAUGCAUUGAAGUUGUGCCGAAGAACCAACGACGAAAACGAGAUCUCGACACUGAAAGAAGAGGACGAGACUUUGAGACAGCAGAAGAAUAUGCUGAAUAUCUAAAAUAUAUCACUUGAGAUGAAUUUAAUUUAUAUAAUUAAAACCAACAUACCAAAUAAAAUAGAAAAAAAACUAAAUAAAAAAAAAAAAUAUAAAAAAA